GUGAAUUUUCUGGUUUUGUGCGCAUUUAUGACAAGACGUCUCUUACAGCAGACCUCUCAAGUUUUCCCGAGGGCAAUCACAACGAUGAAGGUGGAUAUUCAUAAUCAUAUUUUACCAAAGGAGUGGCCUGAUUUGAAACAGAGGUAUGGAUAUGAUGGGUUUGUCCAGCUUCACCAUCACUGCAAGGGUGAAGCAAAGAUGAUGAAGGAUGGAAAGGUGUUCCGAGCGAUUCAAGAAAACUGCUGGGACGCUAAUGCACGAAUACGAGACAUGGAUCAACAUGGUGUGACAGUUCAAGCCCUUUCUACAGUUCCUGUGAUGUUCAGUUACUGGGCCAAACCUCAUGACACACUGGAUCUCUGUGUCAUUUUAAAUGACAAUUUGGCCCAGACAGUGCGUAGCCACCCCAAGAGGUUUGUGGGUCUGGGAACGCUGCCCAUGCAAGCUCCUGACUUGGCUGUCCUGGAGAUGAGGCGCUGUGUGAAGGAACUGGGCUUCCCUGGGGUGCAGAUUGGCUCACAUAUCAACAACUGGGACCUAAAUGCCUCUGAGCUCUAUCCCUUCUAUGCUGCAGCUGAGGAGCUGGGCUGCUCCAUAUUUGUCCACCCCUGGGACAUGCAGUCAGAUGGGAGGAUGGCUAAGUAUUGGCUGCCCUGGCUGGUGGGCAUGCCCACAGAGACAACCAUGGCGAUUUGCUCGAUGAUAUUUGGAGGUGUCUUCGAGAGGUUUCCUAAACUGAAGGUCUGCUUUGCUCAUGGAGGUGGCUCUUUCCCUUUCACCAUUGGCAGAAUUGAACAUGGUCACACAGUCCGCCCUGACUUGUGUGCAGUCGACAACAAGAUCAGUCCACGGAAAUAUCUCGGCUCUUUCUACACUGACUCCCUAGUUCAUGAUUCCACCUCCCUGAAGCUGCUCAUUGAUGUUAUUGGAAAAGAUAAAGUGAUGCUGGGAACAGAUUAUCCAUUUCCGCUGGGUGAGCUGCAGCCUGGAUCACUGAUUGAGUCAAUGGAUGAGUUUGAGGAAACACUAAAGGAUAAAUUGCUUGCUGGAAAUGCACUGGAGUUUUUGGGACUGAGACGAGAGCAAUUUGAGUAAAAUAAAAAUCUGAAAUACAUCUGCUACAUCAGGUGAUUCAGUGCAAUAUUUUUUUUUCAGCUAUGCAUAUCUUGAUGAUUCAAACAUCAUGCACCUUGUAUAGUAGAUAUGAUCAGUUUAAGUGUGGUUUGUUACAAUAAAGCAAU
Molecule: messenger RNA, 1241 nt
Organism: Toxotes jaculatrix (banded archerfish)
Lineage: Eukaryota; Metazoa; Chordata; Actinopteri; Toxotidae
Gene: acmsd
Product: aminocarboxymuconate semialdehyde decarboxylase
Exons: 10
Coding region: 28-1095 (355 amino acids)
Biological process (GO): secondary metabolic process
Cellular component (GO): cytoplasm; cytosol
Molecular function (GO): carboxy-lyase activity; hydrolase activity
Source: RefSeq, a predicted model, not a curated record